Molecule: messenger RNA, 2140 nt
Organism: Acomys russatus (golden spiny mouse)
Lineage: Eukaryota; Metazoa; Chordata; Mammalia; Rodentia; Muridae
Product: zinc finger protein 420-like
Exons: 1
Coding region: 217-1872 (551 amino acids)
Biological process (GO): regulation of transcription by RNA polymerase II
Cellular component (GO): chromosome
Molecular function (GO): chromatin insulator sequence binding
Source: RefSeq, a predicted model, not a curated record
AGGGUCUUAGAGUGAUUUCAAAGUCAGAACAGAUGAUAGAUGAUUUUGCAUUAAGGUCUCUUCAUUGGAAGAAAAGCAGCAGAAUUUGUAUACAUGUGAUAACUACAUUUCUGUCUUCAUGGUGGUUGAAAACCUUAAUUUUGAACAAUCCAUCAAUUAUAUUUAUUCUUUUAUCAACAGGCAGGAAGCCCCAGUGCCUGGGAACUGUGUGAUUAUAUGCAGCAUAAAAAUAUCUUCAGAGAGCAUUCAUAUUUUAAGAGGCAUUUGGAAACUGAAAACUCAAGGGACACCUGUGACUCCAUCCAAUAUGGAAAACACAUUCCCACUGUGCAUAAGGAAGCAUCUACGAGGCAGCAGCUUUCUGUGUUGAAUCAAUGUGCAGGAGACUUUACUCCCCAGAAAACAGGCUUUCGGGACAAAUCUGUUGAAAGCACUGACUUCCUUAAUAAGUCAUAUUUUAAGGUACAGAUGAGAAUCUAUAAUGGAGAAAGGUUCUGUGAAUUGACUCAAUUUGCAGGAGAUUUUACAUGUUCCACAAGUGGAGCUAUGCCUAUUCAAAUGUACACCAUAAAAGUCUAUGAAUGCAGUAUUUGUGGGAAAGUCUUUGGCUAUUCUUCAAAUCUUAACAGUCACAUGCGAUCCCACACUGGGGAGAAGCCCUAUGAAUGUAAGAUUUGUGGAAAGGUCUUUGGGUAUUCUUCACAUCUUAAUAGUCACAUGCGAACCCACACUGGGAAGAAACUUUCCUAUGAAUGUAAAAUAUGUAAGAAAUCCUUAACUACUUCUUCAAGUCUAACUGAACAUUUCAGAAUUCAUACUGGAGAGAAGCCCUAUAAAUGUAAGGACUGUGGAAAAGCUUUCACUAAGCGCUCAGGACUUUCUACACACGUACAAACACAUGCUGUACAGAAGCCCUAUGUGUGUAAGUUAUGUGGGAGGUCCUUCACUCUUUCUUCAAACAUGACUGACCAUUUAAGAAUUCAUACUGGCGAGAAGCCCUAUAAAUGUAAGGAAUGUGGGAAAGCUUUUCACGCAUCUCCUAACCUUCGUAACCAUCUAAGAACACAUACUAGAGACAAACACUAUAAAUGUGAUAAGUGUGGGAAAGCCUUCAACACUUCUUCCUACCUACAGAAACAUGUAAGGACUCACAGUGCGGAGAAACCUUACAAGUGUAGGGAAUGUGGAAAAACCUACAAAAGGUGUUCCCUAUUGAACGAACAUUUAAAAACUCAUAUGGUGGAGAAACCCUUUGAUUGCAGGGUAUGUGGAAAGUCUUUUAGAAGUUCUGCAUGCCGUAAUAAACACAUUCGUCGUCACGCUGGACUCAAACCUUACAAAGACUUCACUGUUUCUUCAAGUCUCACUGAACAUAAAAGAACACACAGUGGAGAGAAACCCUAUAAAUGUAAGGAGUGUGGGAAAGCCUUCACUACAGCCUCAUGUCUGAUUGUCCAUAAGAGGAUUCACACUGGAGAGAGACCCUAUGAAUGUAAGGAGUGUGGGAAAGCUUACAAAAGGUGUUACCUACUGACUGAACAUGUAAAAACCCACAUGAGGGAAAAGCCCUUUGAAUGUAAGGUGUGUGGAAAACUCUUUGGGAAUUUCUCUUGCCUUAAUAAGCACAUCCGAAUUCACACUGGGAUAAAACCCUAUAAGUGUAAGUACUGCGGAAAAGACUUCACUGUCCCCUCUAGCCUCGCUGAACAUGUAAAGACUCAUGCUGGCGCGAAGCCCUACAAAUGUAAGGAAUGUGGGAAAGCCUUCACAACAUCCUUAACCCUCUAUCACCAUGUCCGAGUUCAUGAUAGAGAGGUUUCCUCUAAGUAUCAGGAAUGUGGGGGAAAACUACAAGUUUUAUCAACUAACUGAACUUAGUAAAUCAAUCUGAAUGGAAACCCUUUGAAUGGGAAAAAUUUUGAAAGUCCUUCAAGAAUUCUGUACAUCUUGAUCAUCAUAGUGGAUUUUGCACUGCUGAGAAGCCUUAUUAAUGUAAGAAAUGUGGGUUAACCUUCAAACCAGCUUACUUGAGAGACAUAAAAGCUCUCUUGUUCUCAAGAUGCCCGUGAUCAAGAAACCUGUGUGAGCCAUUGGAAUGUCAUCAAAGUGCACUAAUCCAUGAGCUCGCCUUGGAACCGUG